Messenger RNA from Zymoseptoria tritici IPO323, 810 nucleotides. RefSeq lists its product as uncharacterized. Gene Ontology annotation, molecular function: oxidoreductase activity, acting on a sulfur group of donors, disulfide as acceptor. The transcript has 3 exons. The coding region runs from base 1 to 810 and encodes 269 amino acids. Lineage: Eukaryota; Fungi; Ascomycota; Dothideomycetes; Mycosphaerellales; Mycosphaerellaceae. The record is from RefSeq and is a predicted model, not a curated record.
AUGAAGCCGUCGGAUGAAGUCCUUAUUCAGUCCCGCAGAGCUCAAAGGCGGCGACUUGCUGUCCGCUUCACAUUGCUCGCCGCCUUUGUUUUCGUCUGCCUGCGUGCUUUCGGACCUACAUUCUUGAGAUCGUCCUGCUCUACGCAUCUCGACACCUUCUCACGUUCAUGGCGGACCGACGUCACUUCCCAAGCACCACUCGCUUCGUCGAAUACUAAGUCGAAGCGAGUACCGCUGGAAGCACACAUCAUGUCGAAAUGUCCCGAUGCUCGCGACUGUCUUCGCGACCUCGUUGUGCCGGCGAUAGAGAAGAUUAAGGACAAAGUCGACUUUCGCCUUUCAUUCAUCGGGUGGACGGAUCCGCACAACGACGGAGUGACGUGUAUGCACGGCCAAACCGAAUGUCUGGGCAACCUCCUCGAACUGUGCGCCGCGAAGCUGUACCCUCAACCGAAGACCUACCUGGGCUUCACGCUUUGCCUCUCCCUGUCGUACCCCGACAUACCCGCUCGUGAGCUCGUCGAGUCCUGUGCGCUGGAAUCCGGCAUCGACAAAGCGAAGCUCGAAGCCUGCACUGCUGAUGACAACGGGCAUCUGGCUUGGGGUUUGUUGAAGAAGUCGUUCCAGCGGAGUGAAGAUGCGAAUGUGACGGCGAGUUGUACCGUCAGACUGGCUGAGGAAGUGCGGUGUAUUCGGGAUGCAGGCGAGUGGAAGGACUGUGAGGGAGGGAGUGGAGUGAAGGAUCUGGUCGGGGAUGUGGAAAGACUGUACGGCGAGAGGAACGGAGGAGGGAAGAAGGAGGACGUUUGA